Lineus longissimus is the source of this 2933-nucleotide messenger RNA. RefSeq names its product sodium- and chloride-dependent glycine transporter 1-like. Gene Ontology annotation, biological process: sodium ion transmembrane transport. The record is from RefSeq and is a predicted model, not a curated record. The coding region runs from base 245 to 2155 and encodes 636 amino acids. The transcript is spliced from 14 exons. Gene Ontology annotation, cellular component: plasma membrane. NCBI's taxonomy places the organism in Eukaryota, Metazoa, Nemertea, Pilidiophora, Heteronemertea, Lineidae.
AACAAUUUGGAACAAUAGGGGCUGGCAUAGAAAAAUUCAUCUCAAAGGGCAAAGAGUUUUUGCGGAAAAGGGCACUUUUGCCAGUUUUGAGUAAAACUAAAAGGCCAUACGUCAAGUGGAAUUAAUUGAAGAAACAGUUGCUUUCAAGAAGCAUAAAAUUUCAAGGGCACUUACUAAGGCAAAGAGGGAGGGCACCGUGGCAUUUACCUCCAUCAAUUUUGAGUCCUCGAUCAGGGUUAUAAAGAUGGUGUGGCCCCCAGACUGCCGAAAAAAGAACGACAAAGAAGUCGAGGAGAAUGUGGAAAGAGGGAAUUGGUCUGGAAAGGUGGAAUUCUUUCUUUCUUGUUUAGGUUAUGCUGUGGGACUUGGAAAUAUAUGGAGGUUCCCUUACCUGUGCUAUCGGAAUGGUGGAGGUGCUUUUCUUUUCCCGUAUCUGUUCUUCCUGGCAAUAUGUGGAUUUCCGCUGUUCUUCCUUGAAGUAGCUUACGGCCAAUUUUCAAGCCUGAGUCCCAUCAAGGCAUGGCGGCUCAGUCCUUUGUUCAAAGGAGUGGGUUGCGGCAUGGUAGUGAUCUCAGCGGUUGUUGGAAUAUAUUUCAAUGUCAUCCUCGCCUGGACUCUUUUCUACCUCGGGAAGUCCUUCACUACUGCCUUGCCAUGGACAACAUGUGAUAACGCCUGGAACACCGACGCUUGCGUCGUAAGGAACCGGAAUAACACUUGGCUCUUCGACUCUGAAGGAAGGAAUGCCACCAAUGGAACACUUGCUCAUCUUUCCGACAUUGCAUUUGAUCUCCCCGCUUAUGAUAACGGGACCGAUCUUUCAAUUCCUUUGCCAAUGAAGACAGUGUCCCCAAGUGGAGAGUUUUGGGAGCGACAUGUGCUCCAGGUGACGGGUGGCAUCGAUGACAUUGGUGGUAUGCGAUGGGAGCUUUUUAUAUGUCUUGCUGCAGCCUGGGUUGCCACAUGGUUAUGCCUAAUAAAAGGCGUUAAGUCCUCAGGAAAAGUUGUUUACAUAACAGCAGUAUUUCCCUUUGCUGUCCAGUUGAUCAUGCUCUUUCGAGGGGUGACGCUGCCGGGUGCAAUAGAAGGAAUCAAAUACUUCAUCAUUCCGCAGUGGGACAAGUUACUCAGUUUUAAGGUUUGGGGUGAUGCUGCUAUGCAGAUUUUCUACUCAACCGGUGCUGGAUGGGGUGGUCUCAUAACCAUGGCCAGCUACAACAAGUUUCAUAAUAACUGUUACAGGGACGCGGUUGUUAUCUCCAGUCUUGGAAGUGCGUUUAGUAUCCUGUCAGGUUUCGUCGCUUUCUCCAUCAUUGGAUUCAUGGCUCACGAAACUGGUGCCGACGUGGAUAAUGUCGUCGCUCAAGGUCCUGGUUUGAUCUUCGUGGUGUAUCCUGCCGCCCUGGCCAGACUUCCAGGAGGACCAGUCUGGUCUGUUCUCUUCUUCCUCAUGCUGUUCACAGUGGGUUUGGAUAGCCAGUUUGGCGGCAUAGAAACAGUUAUAAGCACGAUCAUCGACUACUACCCCGGACACCUCAGCCGAGCUAAGAAGAUGUUGAUCGGUGCUCUGGUGUGCUUUGUCCUCUUCCUCUUUGGUAUUCCUUGUAUCAUGCAGGGAGGUGUCUAUGUGCUCAACUUGAUGGACUGGUACAGCGCCAGCUUCUCUAUCAUGAUCAUAUUCUUCACGGAACUCAUGGUCAUCUCCUGGAUUUACGGUAUCAAUCGAUUCAUGAAAGACAUUGAACUGAUGAUUGGUCAUCAGCCUCACCACAUCUGGAAAAUCAUCUGGGGAGGUAUCACACCAGCAGCGACUAUUUUUGUGUUCCUUUUCAGUGUCAUUAUGCAUGCACCGGUGACCUAUGGUGGUUACGUCUACCCCAAGUGGGCUGUUGGAGUCGGCUGGUUGUUUGCCCUAUCCUCCCUCAUGCCUAUACCAAUCUUCAUGAUAACUAUCUUAGCAAGUGGAAAAGGAAGCUUUAUUGACAGACUCAAAUACUCUGUCAAGCCUGCACCAGAGUGGGGCCCAGUAUUACCAGCGUACAGGGAGCAGUAUAUCGCCUCUCUGCGUGGGCCACGGAGGGCAAUGGUUCGACCUGAGAUCAGUGCAGAGGACGGAACCGCUUUGACAAAACUUAAGAAGGACAACGUGGCAUAAAAAACACGGAGCGCAAAUCCGUUUCAGACUGUCUCUUUUGCCCUCUACUGCUCGAAAAAUCUAUAUACCUCAAUAAAAACAGUCCACCGAAAAUACGAAAUACGAAAUUUUACGUUCAAUCUAAGCAAGACCAUUCCCGCAACAUGUUCAAUUUGAAUGUUGUCCUGUGGUGCGCAUGUGGUCAUGACGUCAUGUUCCGGCUUGACAUUUCUCUAUUUCGCACGCAGUAAUUUGUCAACCGGUCUCAGGCCAGUGAAACUGGAGUGUUUUUGUUAGCAUGAUCAAUGGUGGAAAAUAAUGAUACAUAUAGUUCAUUAAAGCUGUUCUGUGUCGUUUUUAGUCAAUGCUGAUCUUAUCACCAGUAUCUUCAAGUUAUGACGGUCUAUCGGAACCAAUCAAAAUCUAGGGAGCGUCUUCGCGGUAAAAAACCUGCGAGAGAGCCCUCUAGGGUCGAGAUUUGGAACACAUUUGAACAGCAUAAAGUCGAUGUGGUGAAAGAGAUGAAUUGGGUUGGAGUCAAUUUGGAGGUUUUUCCAUUUCUGAAACAGUGCACGCCGACUCAUACGUGACUCUUUUCUCGUAAUAUGGUAUCCUAAACCGCCUCAGGAAAGGUCUUCAAAUAAACGUUUCACGCGGCCGCGUUUUGAAAUUUCACUAGACGUUCCACAGGCAUCUGACUUGAGGCAAUAAUUGUCUAAAAGUAUCAUUGUAUCAACAGGUAUGCCUGUGGACAACGCUAUAUCGGGAUACAUCUAUCAGAAUACAAUAAGGCUGAAUA